ACUAAAUAGUAACUAGAAUUCUGGAAAUUGAGGGUGUUUGGGAGUGAUUAACUUGUGCAUAAAGUGAUUUCCACAAAAGCUGAAAGCAAAAGCACCAUAUACCUGCUUCUUCGAAACGAUUCGGCAUCACGGGUUUCUCCGGCAACGGAAUGAGUUCCGAAGUUCCGGUCGAAACCACCUCGGUCGCCUUGGUGGUGCCUUCCUCGCCGUUGCCCUUCGGGUCAAGUGUGGGGGCCGCCACCAUGACCUCCUACUCGAUGCCGAGCUCGAUCUUCGGGUCGGCCCCUCGACCCAUUCCCGGGCUCGAAACCACGGGUGAUUACCCCGUCGGUAAUUCGAACCCGUUUCUCGGACCGACUAUGGCUUCGGCCUCGACGAUCAACUUUGGACCGAAUGCGGGUUUCCCCGCACCGGUCAAUCCAUUCGUUGGACCUCAUUGGGCGACCAACGGGCCUUUCCUCCAUACGCCCAAUGCGGUUGGGGCCAUUUCAGUGCCCGCUAGCUCGGUCCAAAGGCCACCAAAGUUCAAUGGCACGAAUUUCAAGAUGUGGCAACAAAAGAUGACGUUCUUCCUGACCGUCCUGGGAUUUGCUGAGUACCUGCAGCAAGAUCCUCCCCAGCCCAACGAAGCUAACAACCCCCUCAUGGCGAUGGUGAACCAAGCAUGGUACCACAAUAAUUAUCUCGCCAUCAACAUUAUCCUCGAGGGGUUGACCGAGACGCUUUACCCCGUCUAUGCCGGUGCAAAGUUCGCUAAGGAGCUUUGGAGCAGCUUGAACAAGAAGUAUCAAGCUAAAGAUGCCGGCACGAAGAAGUUCAUCGUUGGGAAGAUGCUGGACUACAAGAUGGUCGACAGCAAAUCUGUUGUCACCCAGGCUGAAGUGCUUACGGUAAUCUUCAAUAAAUGUAAUGAAGAGUAGGUAGGCGUCAGCGAGGCUUUUCAAGUGGCAGCCAUCAUCCACAAACUUCCCCGGUCGUGGGAAGACUUCCAAGCCGACCUCAAGCUCAAAAGAACGGAGCUAAACCUGGAGCAACUGCUCACACGAUUGAGAAUCAGAGAGGAGGGGCGGAGGGGCAAAGGCGAAUGUGGUAGAACAUCCGUCGGGCUCUUCACAUGGCGGGAAGGACAAGAAGAAAAUAGGUCCUAAGGG
Molecule: messenger RNA, 1151 nt
Organism: Cuscuta campestris
Lineage: Eukaryota; Viridiplantae; Streptophyta; Magnoliopsida; Solanales; Convolvulaceae
Source: the annotation of a GenBank genome assembly